Cladocopium goreaui is the source of this 759-nucleotide messenger RNA. Lineage: Eukaryota; Dinophyceae; Suessiales; Symbiodiniaceae. The record is from the annotation of a GenBank genome assembly.
AUGAGCUUUGCUCUAGGUCCGGCGACGGCGCGGAAGGUGCUGGUCUCUCCGCGGCUGCCACCAUUGGUGUACGAAGGCAUCGACCGUUCCUUAGCUGGAAAGCGACUGCCGGCAGCCUGGUUCGCUGACCCUCCCGGCCCAAAGUUGCUGGGACUCGAAAGGUCAGAAAGCAUCCAGGAGCCUUCGGCAGACGAGGCCUACAGAGAAGAGGAAGAGGAGCCAAGCGCCUCCCAGGCAGAGCAGACUCAGAAAGCUAAAGUUUCGGUGGACGCGGUCCCUGACGAGAAGCGGGAGGAGGCUUUCGAUCCUCCUUUGCGGGCCAAAGGCUUGUACCACUUCCCGGACUUCCGGACCGAAUGGCGAGCAUGUGAAGUACUUGCUUACAAUCCUACGGAAGAACAGUUUUUGAUACAAUGGCUGGCAACUGGCCGGCAGAAGAGGAUCACCAGUUUGCAGCUGCGUUUCGACUCUGAGACAGAGGCGGAUGCGUUGCGGCGUCAAACGGAUGCCGAGUUGCGGCGAGACACGGUGGAGGCGAUGCUGUUGGAAGAGAUCGUCAUCGAAGAGCUCAGCCGAUGGCAGCUGGGCAGCGAGGCCUCGGCGGUGAAUGGAGGCAGCGGUGCUUCGGUGAAGCGCCCGGGGCCCAGAACGAUCGUGACGAGAUCCUUUUUCGAACGGCCUCGUGUUGACAGGUUUUUGGUGACAGAAAUCGGGAUGGUGGGACAUGGUGGGACAAUGGGACGCUUUGGAACGUGUUGA